AUGAAGUCAACAGCUUAUGUCCACUUCCUCCCACAAGCACUUGAGGGACAAGAGAAGGUCAUCAUUGAAUACCUUCAAGCCACUGAGAAGCUCCAAAAGCUUCAAGAUCUCCGCGAAGAGUUCAAGUCCCGCUUGAAACAGGAGAACUUACUACAGGAAUACAUGCUCAUUUUGUACCCAUUACUAGAUGGCUCCCAUUUACCAUCAGAGUACACUGCAGCUCUUGAUGCACUCAAAGAUCUUCGCGAUCACCGUCCGAUCGGUAAAGAAGCCUUCGAGCUCACCAUUGAGCAAGCCAUCCUCGCCAAGUACAAUGCAAAGAAGCGGAUGCUCGAAGCUCUUGAUAAGAUCAAGGAGUACGUCGAAACGUUCUAA
Messenger RNA from Trichomonas vaginalis G3, 375 nucleotides. RefSeq lists its product as uncharacterized. The record is from RefSeq and is a predicted model, not a curated record. The transcript has a single exon. NCBI's taxonomy places the organism in Eukaryota, Parabasalia, Trichomonadida, Trichomonadidae. The coding region runs from base 1 to 375 and encodes 124 amino acids.